This is a messenger RNA of Symsagittifera roscoffensis, 1885 nucleotides long. Its product is annotated as dynein regulatory complex subunit 5-like. Gene Ontology annotation, molecular function: protein binding. Lineage: Eukaryota; Metazoa; Xenacoelomorpha; Acoela; Convolutidae. The coding region runs from base 150 to 1799 and encodes 549 amino acids. The record is from RefSeq and is a predicted model, not a curated record. The transcript is spliced from 7 exons.
UGUUCGUUUCACCUGUACGAACGCACGUGCAUAUUUUAAACCAAAAGCGGCCAGGUAUAGUCUGAAGCUUCAAAUCCAUCUUUAUCAUAAAUCACAAAUAUUUAAAAUCUGCUCGGAGUUGCUGUCUUUUGUUAAUUGUUAUUUUUAAAAUGUCUGAGGAAACUUCACCCGAGAUGAAACCUGGUAGUGCGGAGGAGGCAGCGGCUGCAAAUGAAGAAAGUACUGUCCCAAAAGCUGCCGAGGACACUCCUGCACCAGAAAUUAACGAAGACAAAGUGGAUGGACCUGCCAAACCCACGCCAGUCAAGACCCCCUCGGAGCCUUACCCUGCACAGGUAGCCCCUCCCCUGGAACAGGCAGUGUCCUACGACAACCCAGCGGCAGACCCCAGGAAGAUGCGUCGCAUCAUAGCCGAGGACCCUGAAUGGACGCUAGCCACAGUACCUUUACUCUCUGAGCUGACCAUGAGUAAUAUUAUAACCAACUUCCCCCAGAAUCCUAUUCUCAAAGAUGUCGCAAAAAAGACUCCGCCGCUGCCUGGAAAAUAUCAAAAUCAGAUUCUCGGAAAACUUUCAACCGAAGUGCCAAUCGAAAUCACGGCCAAUUUAAUUGACGCGGAGGAAUACUGGAAACGGUGUUGCGCUUCCAAGUGGCCAGUGUGUGAUAUUUCCAAAUAUGGAAAUAGUUACAAGAGACUCUACUUUGAACGGCAGCUGCAGGAGAUGAUUGAGUCGUUCAUUCCGGGAACUACGGACUUGUCUGUGCUGAGGAACUAUCUCAACUUAGUCGGAAAGUUCAUAGUCAGAGUUGACAUCCGACAGUUGUUGCCGCCGAUCCGUGAACCGAACCGAGACGACGGGGAUGUCUCAGAUACUGGGAGUGACGCCGGUGACGUCAUUGAGAACGACAGUCACUUCGACUUCAACGAUAUUCUCGCUCUCUUACCAAAUAUGGAAGAGUUUUCAGUCGUGUAUGGCGUAGACGGAUGUCUGUUGAACUUCGAAUGGAACUUGUUUUUGUUCACGACUACCGACUGUUUAAACUUGUCCAAGUUUGUUCAGAAGUGCACACAGUUGAAGAGACUAUCUGUACAGCGAAGCAAAAUCGACGACGAUAAGGUUCGAGUGAUGAUAAAACACACGUUGAACCAUCCGAAUCUGGAAGAGCUUGACCUGUCAUUCAACAAGAUAGGGGAUAAAGGAGCAAGAGCAGUAGGCAAACUGAUCAACCAGAGCAAGAUCACCAGUCUGAAUCUUCUGGACAACCAGAUCGGACACCAGGGCCUGGCGGCCAUUGCACAUGCGCUCAAGAAGCCAACAGCACUGAAACACCUCAAUCUACGACUCAACAGGCUAGGAGACGAGGGUGCGCAGUGUCUGUGUAUUGCACUGCUGGAAAAUUCCACAGUAGAGACUCUGAAUAUAGCAGCCAAUGACAUCACAGAACAGACCUCGCAGUUUAUUGCUCAACUGAUUGUCACCAACAACACCCUCUGUGAAAUGGAUUUGUCCUGUAAUCAACUAGGUACUGAUGGUGGGAAACAGCUUCAAGAAGCGAUGGAAUCCAACUCUCAAAUAACCAAACUGGACUUGAAACUGGCAAAGUGCGGACAAGAAAGCGAGUACUGUAUCAACAAAAUGCUGGACCGGAACCUACAAGAGAAAAUGAAAUCGGGAGAAGAUCGGUUUCUGUCUUACUACAAGCCACCCAAGACAACUCCUCCUACUGGAAUCGGAUCCAAACCCAGAACUCAAGCCAGCCGACGCCAGACCUCGAGGGCAGCUGUCAAAGCAAAUUGAUAAAUCACAACUGAAAGAAUAAUAUAUAUUGCCCGAUUAUACUUAUAUUUUAAUUUGCGUAAGGUUCGAUAAGUAACCGAAUUAAA